UGUAGCCUCACAAAAGUAUCUAGAACUCGCACCGUGGUUGCGUUUGCGUUGUGUGGAGCCGCCUAAUUAACAUUUACCGUCAGUCCUUUAGACGAACAAGCUCAAGUCAAAGGGUGUGAACAUGAGAGGACAUGGUAGAAGUGUUGCGUCUAUUCUUGUAUGGUUCUGUACCCAGUAUACUAACUAAUAUCCGCAUUACAGCUACAUUCACCAUCAGACUACGAGAUGGACAGGCUGUGUGUCGAUCUGAUUGCAUUCUUAAGUGCUGUUUCCUCCAGUCAGGAUGGGAUCUCUGCAGCAGAGGUAGAGCUGAGAGUCAGACCAGGAGACAACAUCACUCUCUAUAGUAACUGUAGAACAACAAGUGAAAUGUACACAGUCUGGUUCAGGAAUUGUUCUCAUGAGCACCAGCCUCCUCUUGUUAUUACAUAUUAUAACCGUUUGUCAUCUCAUUUCCUCAAUCCUCUCCCUCGGUAUACAAUGUUCUGGAACCACUAUAACAUGUCCUAUGAUCUACUGAUUGAGAACAUCACUGAAUCUGACCUGGGACUCUACUACUGUGGGACUAUAGAGAGAAAUAUGGAGAAUGAGCAACGUAUUGAACAGACAAAUGUCUACCACUAUGGACAUGUCAUGAGAAGGCUUUCAUUUGAUGCCAGAACACCUGAUGUAGACUGUGGUCUGUGUUGGAUGUUGCUGUUCAGUCUGUGUCCUGUGUCUGCUCUCCUCUCCUGUCUACUCUCCUUUGCCUGUUUCUACUCCUUCUGCAGAACAACAGCUCCAACUGAGACUCAGGUUCCUCUGAACAGGACGACCACCAGGGGAAGUGACAGCAGAGAGCAGACUACAGUCAGAGAGGACAGUGAUGUGUGUUACGCCACAGUGGAUAUCCUUCAGGGACAGAGAAGAACAACGAAGAUGAAGAAAGCCCAGAACUCUGACUUCAGUACCUACUCAGCCAUCAAUACCAGCAGAGAGUGAAACAUAUACCAUCCAUCAAUACGAGCAGAGUGAGACCUAUA
This is a messenger RNA of Oncorhynchus tshawytscha (Chinook salmon), 1022 nucleotides long. RefSeq lists its product as uncharacterized. The transcript has 5 exons. NCBI's taxonomy places the organism in Eukaryota, Metazoa, Chordata, Actinopteri, Salmoniformes, Salmonidae. Bases 226 to 981 code for a protein of 251 amino acids. The record is from RefSeq and is a predicted model, not a curated record.